AUGCUAAAUGAACGUUCUAAUCUUAGUCAUUUUAAUACUAUGUUAAAAGAACACCAGCUUUCAAACUCGUACUUAUUUUUUAAUUUUACGGGAGUGUCAGCCUCAGCUUUUGAAGAGCUUAUGAUUAUAGUUGGUCCUGAUCUUCAACGUUCACCUUCAAGGCCUGAUGUUUUAUGUGUUGGAGAAAUUGUAGGAGCCACAUUAAGGUAUUUAGCCACUGGUGAAAGUAUGGUCGACAUUAUGUUUAAUUUCCGUAUCGGCAAAUCAACAGUUUCUACCUUUUUGGUACCACCUGAACUACCACUUGCACUUGGUUUUUUUUCUCUUGUGUACCUUUCUCUAAUAUACUUAAAGGUACAUUUUUAA
Molecule: messenger RNA, 366 nt
Organism: Macrosiphum euphorbiae (potato aphid)
Lineage: Eukaryota; Metazoa; Arthropoda; Insecta; Hemiptera; Aphididae
Source: the annotation of a GenBank genome assembly